Molecule: messenger RNA, 1345 nt
Organism: Lathyrus oleraceus (garden pea)
Lineage: Eukaryota; Viridiplantae; Streptophyta; Magnoliopsida; Fabales; Fabaceae
Product: B-box zinc finger protein 24
Exons: 3
Coding region: 230-949 (239 amino acids)
Biological process (GO): regulation of DNA-templated transcription; photomorphogenesis
Cellular component (GO): nucleus
Molecular function (GO): zinc ion binding
Source: RefSeq, a predicted model, not a curated record
CACAAGUACCAAAACCUACCCCACUUUAUAGCUGUUUUUCACACGUAAAUUCAAAUCCUUAUCUUCAUUUUCCUUUUCCACGGUCCAAAACACAUUCAUUCACAUCACUACUCACGUUUUCACCCACCUAUCAACGUUUUUCCCAUUCUUUGGCUUGCAGAAAGUUAAUAAUAAUCUUGAAUUAGUAGAGUUAUUGGUGGAUCUUUGAAGGUGUGAGGAAUUAGAGAAGAUGAAAAUUCAGUGUGAUGUUUGUGAGAAAGCUCCUGCUACGGUGAUUUGUUGUGCUGAUGAAGCUGCUUUGUGUGCUAAAUGUGAUGUUGAAGUUCAUGCUGCUAACAAACUUGCUAGCAAGCAUCAAAGGCUUCUCCUUCAAUCUCUUUCUAAUAAGCUUCCCAAAUGUGAUAUCUGUCAAGAUAAGCCAGCUUUCAUAUUUUGUGUUGAAGAUAGAGCACUGUUCUGUAAGGACUGUGAUGAACCAAUUCAUGUAGCUGGUAGUCUUUCUGCAAACCACCAGCGCUUUCUCGCAACAGGUAUACGUGUUGCUUUGGGUUCUAGUUGCACUCAAGGGAAUGAUAAAAGCCAAAUUGAACCAUCUAAUCAAGAUACAAAACAAGUUCCUUUUGAAGUUCCUGCACAGCAAGUGCCUAGUUUUGCUUCCUCUUGGGCUGUUGAUGACUUGUUGGAAUUUACAGACUUUGAUUCUUCAGACAAAAAGCAAUCCCUUGAAUUCGGAGAGCUUGAGUGGCUAUCAGACGCAGGUCUUUUCAACGAACAGUUUCCUCAUGAAGGUUUAGCUGCGGCUGAAGUUCCUCAACUUUCAGUAACACAUGCUAGCAAUGUUGCAUCAUACAAAGCGCCUAAAUCGUAUAUGUCUUACAAAAAGCCUAGGAUUGAAGUCCACCAUGAAGACGAUGACGAUGAGCAUUUCACCGUGCCUGAUCUCGGAUAAAGAACAUGACCAUCUAUAUAUGGAUGAGUUUAUAUGCAUACUUCUCUGAAGAUACCAAGUACUAAAAAGUAUGUUAACUAGCUGUGUGUAGUACCGCGUUUUAGGAGCUUUGAAUCGAUGAAGCGUAGAAUUAUACUUUAAGGGUAUGAAUUUUUGCAUGGUGUUUGUGAUCAUUGUUUAAAGAUGCUCACAACCUCCAUGCAAAAUAUGCAAAAUUAGAUGGUUUAUGUUGUGUGGUUUUUUGUCUUGAAGACCAUUUUGGUAUAUUUGCUACAAUGAGGGCAUGCGGUAUGGUAUCCUUAUUGUGAUUUCUAAACUUGGAGAAAAUAGUCGAUUAUCUUGACCUGUUCUUAAGGAACACAUGGCAAAAUUGCAAUGAAUACCAUGGUUAUCAAA